Messenger RNA from Amborella trichopoda, 1848 nucleotides. It is a transcript of the gene ITPK4, whose product is annotated as inositol 1,3,4-trisphosphate 5/6-kinase 4. Gene Ontology annotation, cellular component: cytoplasm. The record is from RefSeq and is a predicted model, not a curated record. Gene Ontology annotation, molecular function: inositol-1,3,4-trisphosphate 6-kinase activity; ATP binding; inositol-1,3,4-trisphosphate 5-kinase activity. NCBI's taxonomy places the organism in Eukaryota, Viridiplantae, Streptophyta, Magnoliopsida, Amborellales, Amborellaceae. Gene Ontology annotation, biological process: inositol trisphosphate metabolic process.
CGUCCUCAUCUCGCUCCUAUCUCUCUCUAGUGUGUCGCCCUCUCUUUUUGCGCAUCUCUCUCUCUCCAGAGUGUACACAAACGCGUUAAUGGAGCCAAUACGACGAGUAGUAAUAGAGGAAUCCCUGCUAUUAUCUAACGACAAUGGCGAAGUUCCAGUUUUUCAGCAAGGGGCAGAGACACUACUCCAAAGACUUCGAUUGUCUAAGCUCCACACUGCAAUUGGUUUUGAUUCGGAUACUUCAUCUCAAAAGGUGUCUUUUCUUAACAAUAUGGUGGAGCAAUACUCAUUUGAUUGCAUGGUGUUAAAUAUAUCCUGUAUAGAGGAUUCUUUAUCUAAAGCCUUGCGAUAUUGGAAUGCCACUGGGGAGAGUUGUUUAUAUGUGACUUCCAGAAAAGAUGAAGAUUUCAUUCUGAAGAUCAGUAGUCAGAAGUGUAGAAUUGUUGUCAUGAGUGUAGAAACUGAUUCAGUUGAGAAAUUGGGGUUGACAGUUAUUAGCAAGCUAGAAGAGCUGCCUUUAACCAUAUGUCGUUUGAGUAAAAUGGUUCUAAGUGAUUCCAUUCUAACAGUUGGGUAUAUCAUGAAACCUUCGCGGGAAAAGGAUUUCGCAAAGAGGGGUGCCUUUCCCAUGGUUCCUAUUGAAAGUGGGUUGAUGUUUGUACCAAUCACAUUUGAUCUUCCCUUAUCAUGUCAAAUCCAAGAACUGGAUGUGGUUCUUCACAAAGCCACCGAUGAGAUUGUGAGUGUUGAUUUGGGGAAUUUGUUGGAUUUUCCUGGAGGAAUUUGUUUCUCGAAGGGCAUGCAAGAAUUGCAGAGAUAUAUCCAUGAUCAUCCAUAUUGCUGUGUGAUUGAUCCUUUCAAGAAUAUUUACCCUUUAUUAGAUCGCCAUAGGAUCCAGCAGAUUUUGAUUGGUUUGGAGGAUCUCAAUUCAGGAAGUUCUCAUAGGAUUCGGGCACCUCAUUUCUUAAAGGUUGAUGAUUUUAAUGCUUCUGAUCUUGCUGAAAAACUAUCCCAGUCGCAACUUUCCCUUCCAGCCAUUGUAAAACCUCAGAUUGCUUGUGGUGUAUCUGAUGCUCAUAGUAUGGCCAUACUCUUUAACAUUGAGAAUUUUAGUGGUCUUCAAGUUCCACUUCCAGCUAUUAUUCAGGAGUAUAUUGACCAUGGGUCAGUUUUGUUCAAAUUUUAUAUGUUGGGGGAACAAAUUUUUCAUGCUGUUAAGAAGUCUACACCCAAUGCCCAUCAUUUGUUGGUCUCAUCAGAUAAAGAUGGCUCUUUACCAGUAGUUUUUGAUAGCUUAAAGUCUCUUCCUACUGGUGACCAAACUUGUGAGACUGGACAAUGUUCCCUUGAUAUAGAACUAGUCAAUAAUGCAGCUAUUUGGCUGAGAAGAAGGCUUGAUCUUACCAUUUUUGGAUUUGAUGUUGUUAUUCAAGAAGGCAGUGGGGAUCAUGUCAUUGUCGACGUCAACUAUUUGCCUUCGUUUAAGGAGGUUACAGACAGUGUGGCCAUGCCGGCGUUUUGGGAAGCAAUCAAGACCUCUUACCAAUCACGAAAAGCAAAAUGAAAGAGACCCAACACUUAUUUAUAUCUCUGAUCAUGAAUAACCAAAACAAAAUGGAGUUACAAAUUCUCACCCAUCAAUCUUCUCACUAGAAUGUACAAGUCUUUAAAUUCAUGUGGUUAUGAGUAGCCAUAACAAACUGGCCUCAAGUGUUCCCAAUUGUCAAUCUUCUUAGAGUUUGAUGAAACUUUUUUUCUAUUUUAUUUCCGAAAUUUGGAAAUAGUGGUUUGUCUUUCUGUGUACUUUUGUUUCUUCCUGGCAUGGAGAGAGGGAGAGAGAGAACAUCA